AACCCUGCUGGGCCCUAAUUUCACAUUCUCUCUAUCUCAUAUUCAAAACCCUAGUCCUACUAUUUCUCUCUUUUCAAUUUAUGCGUAAUGAUUUCCCAUACAUAUGCAACGGACGCGCAGGCCAAAUCCACAGACCUGGCGACGAAGAUACUCGGCGCCGCCACGCCGCCGCAGAUCGCCUCCGCCUGCGCCGCGGUCGAGGCCUUCCUCCACAAGCACGCCCCCGAUCAGACUCGCUGGUUCUUCUCCAUCACUUUCCCAACCCUAAUCUGCAAAAUAUUCGGUUUCGACGACUCGCAGCCCAACCGCCCUCCGCCUCAGUCUCCCAACGGCUGGCUAGAAGCCGUUGCCGCCGCCAACGAUUCCGAGCUGUUGGGUAAGGUUUUCAACCUCCUGUCCCCGAAUGGUGUGUUGUUGUCUUCGAUUUCCGCUGUCGAUCAGCUUUCGCUGGUUAAGUACGUGUUUCCGGUUGAGCGGUUGCCGGAGUGGGUUAGGUUUAUGCUCCAGAACGAGCGGGAUUGUCGGGUUUUGGCUGACUUGUGCCCGUUGUUUAAGGGUAGGAUUAAGGAGGAUUCAGUCAAGGGUGCAUUUCAAGUUCAAUUGAAUGUGUUCGAGUAUUACAUAUUCUGGUUUUCUUAUUAUCCUGUGUGCAGAGGGAAUGGUGAAAACACCGAUACAAUGAGGGUUCAAAGGAAUAAGAAGUUUAGGUUGGAGAAUUGGGCUUAUUCAUUUCCAGUGUUUUCAAAUAGUAGGCGUGGACCGGAGCAAAAGGUUGAGUGUAGUUUGUACAUGCGACUUCUUUAUGCAUACUUUCGUGCAUUUGUGCCGAUAUCUGAUUUGACUUCACGUCAGCCUUAUCGUAGCUCACUUCUUCAUUAUUCGCCAGGCUGUAAUAAUUCAGUUUUUGAGCAAGCAGAGUUCCUUGUUAAUACUCUGACACACUUUUGGUUGGUUGAUAACGAUUUUUCCCCAGUACCUGUAAGUGUGCGCAGGUCAUUUGGCAUGUCCUUUCCUUUUCUUUCAGUUCUAGCUGAGACUCCACCAACUUCUGGGUUGGGAGAGGUGGUCAGAGUGUUUGUGAAAUAUCUAAAUUUGAGUUCAGUUGCCCUUACUGAAGUUCCAGAUCAGAUUGAAUAUAAUGGGAAUGUUAGGUGGAUGGUAUCAGGAUCGGCUGAUGCUCUCAAGGCAAGGAAUUCUGUGUCAGUAACUCCUGGUAUUAAUUCUGCUGGUAGUUGGAAUUUAUGGACUCAAAGGCCAUUGUAUAGGUUCAUAUUGAGGACGUUUUUGUUUUGCCCGAUUGAGACUUCUAUUAAAAAUGCAUCUCAAGUGUUCGAUGUGUGGGUUAGUUAUAUGGAACCUUGGACAAUUAGCUUGGAAGACUUCAAGGUGCUAGAGGCAGGUGUUGAUACGUCAGUUAAAAGUACAAUUGAUGUGCUUCCUCACCCCUCAGCAUGUGGAUAUUCAUGUUCUUGGAAGGGCUAUGUUCUAUCCAACUAUCUGUUUUACAGCUCCUUGGUUAUGCAUUUUAUUGGCUUUGCACACAAGUUCCUUCACAUGGAUCCAGAAGUAAUAGUACAGAUGGUGUCAAAGGUGAUAAACAUAUUAACCUCAUCGGGCGAGCUGACUGAUCUUAUAAAAAAUGUGGAUGCAGUAUUUCACUCACUUCCAGUUAGGUCAUCCAAAUCAAUUCUUAAUAACUUGUACAGAUAUGUUCCGUCUAUACGUGAACAAUUACAGGAUUGGGAGGAUGGUUUAUGUGAGAGUGAUGCUGAUGGAUCGUUCUUGCAUGAGAACUGGAAUAAAGAUUUACGACUUUUUAGUGAUGGCGAAGGCGGUGGGCAGCAGCUACUUCAGCUCUUUGUCUUGCGCGCGGAAUCUGAGUUGCAGGCAAUUUCUGAUGAUAAUCUUGGGCGCAGGCUUCAGUGUUUAGAUUCACUUAAAAAGCAGUUAUGCUACUUGUUUGGGGAACCUGUCAUCAAGCCAGCGUCGACCCCAGCCGAAGGAAGACAAUGUCAAGAAUCGCGCAAUGAAAUUUUCAAGCCUAGACGAGUUGCCAACGCCAUGUCAGCUGAUGUAAAGUACAAGGGUGACUGGAUGAAGCGGCCCAUCUCCAGCGAUGAGAUUGCUUGGCUUGCGAAGCUGCUUGUCAAUUUGUCAGGCUGGUUGAACAGAAGUUUGGGGCUAAACCAGGGUGAGAACAGUCGGACUGAUCCUUCUUGGUCCUAUAUCGAGGUCUCAGGCGGCGUUAAAACUGUGUGUGGACCUUCAGAGACUGUUAAAUUGCUGAUAUGGUCCGUUGUUGGUUGGGUAAUCACAACAUGUGGUGCAGCAGUUGGGUUCAUGAAAAGGCAUGGCUUGAGGGUGAAUCUCAGGUUACUAGCUUCAAAGAAGGUUGUAUCUGUGUUGCUUGUGUUAAUUGGCUUGAGUGCAUUGAGAAAAGCAGUUGCAGAAGUUUGAACAGUGCGAAUAUAUGUUAAUGAAAUCGAGAAAAAAAAAAAAAAGAAAAGACAAGAAAAGAAAAG
Messenger RNA from Diospyros lotus (date-plum), 2522 nucleotides. RefSeq lists its product as uncharacterized. Gene Ontology annotation, molecular function: sphingomyelin phosphodiesterase D activity. The transcript is spliced from 4 exons. The coding region runs from base 88 to 2457 and encodes 789 amino acids. NCBI's taxonomy places the organism in Eukaryota, Viridiplantae, Streptophyta, Magnoliopsida, Ericales, Ebenaceae. The record is from RefSeq and is a predicted model, not a curated record.